Molecule: messenger RNA, 1584 nt
Organism: Procambarus clarkii (red swamp crayfish)
Lineage: Eukaryota; Metazoa; Arthropoda; Malacostraca; Decapoda; Cambaridae
Source: RefSeq, a predicted model, not a curated record
GGAACACAUCACCGGGGAACACAUCACCGGGGAACACAUCACCGGGGAACACAUCACCAGGGAACACAUCACCAGGGGACACAUCACCGGGAACACAUCACCAGGGAACACAUCACCGGGGAACACAUCACCAGGGGACACAUCACCAGGGGACACAUCACCGGGGAACACAUCACCAGGGAACACAUCACCAGGGAACACAUCACCAGGGGACACAUCACCAGGAGACACAUCACCAGGGAACACAUCACCAGGGAACACAUCACCAGGGGACACAUCACCAGGGAACACAUCACCGGGGAACACAUCACCAGGGAACACAUCACCAGGGAACACAUCACUGGGGAACACAUCACCAGGGGACACAUCACCAGGGAACACAUCACCAGGGAACACAUCACCAGGGGACACAUCACCCGGGAACACAUCACCAGGGGACACAUCACCAGGAGACACAUCACCAGGGAACACAUCACCAGGGGACACAUCACCAGGGGACACAUCACCAGGGGACACAUCACCAGGGGACACAUCACCGGGGAACACAUCACCGGGGAACACAUCACCGGGGAACACAUCACCGGGGAACACAUCACCGGGGAACACAUCACCAGGGGAACACAUCACCGGGGAACACAUCACCAGGGGACACAUCACCAGGGAACACAUCAUCGGGGACACAUAACCGGGGAACACAUCACCGGGGAACACAUCACCGGGGAACACAUGACCGGGGAACACAUCACCAGGGAACACAUCACCGGGGAACACAUCACCGGGGAACACAUCACCGGGGAACACAUCACCGGGGAACACAUCACCAGGGAACACAUCACCGGGGAACACAUCACCGGGGAACACAUCACCAGGGAACACAUCACCGGGGAACACAUCACCGGGGAACACAUCACCGGGGAACACAUCACCAGGGAACACAUCACCAGGGAACACAUCACCGGGGAACACAUCACCGGGGAACACAUCACCGGGGAACACAUCACCAGGGAACACAUCACCAGGGAACACAUCACCGGGGAACACAUCACCAGGGGAACACAUCACCGGGGAACACAUCACCAGGGGACACAUCACCAGGGAACACAUCAUCGGGGACACAUAACCGGGGAACACAUCACCAGGGAACACAUCACCGGGGAACACAUCACCGGGGAACACAUCACCAGGGAACACAUCACCGGGGAACACAUCACCGGGGAACACAUCACCGGGGAACACAUCACCAGGGAACACAUCACCAGGGAACACAUCACCAGGGAACACAUCACCGGGGAACACAUCACCGGGGGACACAUCACCAGGGAACACAUCACCAGGGGACACAUCACCGGGGAACACAUCACCGGGGAACACAUCACCAGGGGACACAUCACCAGGGAACACAUCACCAGGGAACACAUCACCAGGGAACACAUCACCGGGGAACACAUCACCGGGGAACACAUCACCAGGGAACACAUCACCAGGGAACACAUCACCGGGGAACACAUCACCGGGGAACACAUCACCAGGGAACACAUCACCGGGGAACACAUCACCGGGGACACACUAUACACUACAAAAUAA